CCCCUUGAAGCAACUCUCUCUCUCUCUCUCUCUCUCUCUCUCUCUCUCUCUCUCUCUCUCUCUCUCUCUCUCUCUCUCUCUCCAUUUGGAUUAGCACGUGAAGGAUUAACUGCAGAGACAAUCAGAGAGACGGCAUAAUGUCGAGGGAGCGCAAGAAGGCAGCUGCCCUACAGGAGAAGAUGCAGAUUCUGCGCUCCAUCACUCACUCCCACGCGCUGAGCAAUCCUUCCAUAGUCAUGGACGCGUCAGAGUACAUCAAGGGGCUGAAGCAGAAGAUCGCGAGGCUCAAUCAGGAGAUCGCACGCGAGGAAGACACGCACUCGCACAAGCAGAACUCUUUCCCCACGGUGAGCGUGGAAGCCCUAGGGCAUGGGUUCCUCGUGAACGUGUCCUCCGACAAGAGCUACCCCGGGUUGCUCGUCGCCGUGCUGGAGGCGUUCGAGGAGCUGGGCCUCACCGUGCUCCAGGCCACGGCGUCUUGCGCCGAUACGUUCCGCCUCGAGGCCGUCGGAGGAGAGAACCAGGCGGGGAGUGUGGAUGAGGAUGUCAUCAGGCGGGCGGUGCAGCAGGCCAUCACCAACUGCGGCGCGGAGCAAGGGGAUCAGUAGCUAGCUGCUUACGUGCCCCCACAUAUUCUUCUCGAUCUGCCGGCCCAUUUGCAUAGUUUCAUGGCUCUUCUCUCGAUCUACCGGAUGAGCUGCGAUGAUAUAUACAUCCAGCUCAAUCUCUAGCAAUUCACCUUGUACUAUCUGUUGAUGAGUGAUGAUGGUAAUUCUAUCGAAAUUGCAGGUA
Messenger RNA from Aegilops tauschii subsp. strangulata, 792 nucleotides. Its product is annotated as transcription factor bHLH61. Gene Ontology annotation, molecular function: sequence-specific DNA binding; protein dimerization activity; DNA-binding transcription factor activity. Gene Ontology annotation, cellular component: nucleus. Gene Ontology annotation, biological process: regulation of DNA-templated transcription. The record is from RefSeq and is a predicted model, not a curated record. Lineage: Eukaryota; Viridiplantae; Streptophyta; Magnoliopsida; Poales; Poaceae.